Entamoeba invadens IP1 is the source of this 1053-nucleotide messenger RNA. Its product is annotated as leucine-rich repeat-containing protein, putative. The transcript is spliced from 2 exons. The record is from RefSeq and is a predicted model, not a curated record. Lineage: Eukaryota; Evosea; Mastigamoebida; Endamoebidae. Gene Ontology annotation, molecular function: protein binding. The coding region runs from base 1 to 1053 and encodes 350 amino acids.
AUGGGAGCUGGGCUUGAAAAGACCAUUCAAAAACAAGGCGAAAAGGGUGCGACGGAGGUCAACCUUUCGAAGAAAGGAAUUAAAAAGGUCCCUCCAUGCGUUAAUUUAAUUCAAAAAUGCAAAAUAUUAAAUUUGUCGUUCAACGAAAUUCAAGAAGUCCCACAAGAGUUCGGAUCGUUAUAUGAGUUGGAGGAUUUGAAUAUGAACAACAACAAAUUAAAGGAAGUUCCUUUGUGUUUCACCAACUUAAUGAAGUUGAAAAACAUUUAUCUUUCUUUCAAUCAAAUCUCUAAGCUACCAAGUAACUUCUUUAUAUUCUCCAAUUUGAGAGCAUUAAACUUUACUCACAAUCAACUGACUUCACUCCCGACUGGUAUGGUGUAUUGCAGCCAAUUAGUCGAACUCCGAUUGAACUUUAACAACCUUGAGUAUAUCUCAAAUGAAAUUGAGAAGUUGGUGAAUCUAAAAACAUUAACGUGCACACACAACAAAUUGUAUGUCCUCCCACCCGGGAUGAGCGCAUUGAAGUCCAUUGAUACGUUGGACUUUUCAAAUAACCGAUUGAGGACUGUUCCAUACACAUUGUCCCGGUGUUCUACACUUCGGACUUUGAGUCUUGUCAUGAACGAGAAACUCGAACCGCAGAUAUUGAAGAGCUACGAAAAGAAGAUGGUUGGGCCGUUUUUGAAAGAUUUGGGAACGAAAGAAUUUGAGACUUUGUAUAUCAAAGACUGUUUGAAGCAAAUUGAAAUCUUUGCGAGGUCGCUCAACAUGGAAAAGGGGAAGGCGGAGAUCUAUUUUGAAACGAUGAAAAAAAUCGAGGCGGACGCGUUGAAGAGAAAGGAGGAGCUGAAAGAAUUGCAGAAACAACGAGACAUUGAACAGGCGAAGAAGGAGAGUCUCAUUGUAGAACAAGGCGAGUUGGUGAAGGCAAAUGAUAAAAAGGUGGAAGAGGGGAAUACAGAGACGGAAAAGAAAGAGGAGCCCCCCGUUGAGGAGAAGAAAGAUGAAAACCAAGAGGAGAAGAGUAAAGCACAAGUCGAGGUCAUGUGA